This is a messenger RNA of Batrachochytrium dendrobatidis JAM81, 741 nucleotides long. RefSeq lists its product as uncharacterized. Lineage: Eukaryota; Fungi; Chytridiomycota; Chytridiomycetes; Rhizophydiales. The record is from RefSeq and is a predicted model, not a curated record. Bases 1 to 741 code for a protein of 246 amino acids. The transcript is spliced from 7 exons. Gene Ontology annotation, molecular function: protein binding.
AUGGCAAAAGCAAUUAUUGACGAAGCAAGAAUACAGGGAAUGAAGGCUAUAUCUCUUGAUGAUAUAGGGCUAAAAGAAGUCCCAUUAGACCUACUUGACCUCAAGGCAUUGCUUCGAGUGAAUCUAUCGCACAACAAGAUUACUGAACUGCCCGACGACAUUCCACAACUAAAAAAUCUGGAAAUAUUGUCUUUGUAUACGAACCGUCUGACAUUGAUCCCUAAGAGCAUCAAUCAGCUUUCAUCAUUACGACGACUGAUUCUAAGCAAUAACUCUAUAAAAGAGCUGCCUCAGGGUUUCGGCACCUGCUCAUCGCUAGAGUACUUGGAUUUAAGCUGUAACAAGCUUAGCUCCCUCUCUGCAAAUUUUGGAUAUCUUACUACGCUCAAGACGUUGUACCUCUCUGAUAAUAUUUUGACAACGCUUCCCAACGAAAUUGGUAAUCUUGCCAUAUUGGAAAUUUUUGUGCUUCGAGAUAAUAAACUAUCUUCACUCCCAAAGGAAUUUGGCCGGCUUAAAUCUCUUGUGCACUUGAAUCUACAAGGCAAUCAGUUCAAGACUCUUCCAACUUGCUUAUUGGAAAUACCGCUAAAUAAAAAGGAUACAAAACUGCUGCUAGCAGGGAAUCCUUUCGAGCCCAAUGUCAAGCGUGUAUUGAAGCAAGGAGGAGUACCCAAACUGUAUAAAGAAAUGAAGGAGCCAACAUGGAACAAAGAAAAGCCUGAGCAGCAAUCGCAAUAA